Molecule: messenger RNA, 2856 nt
Organism: Emys orbicularis (European pond turtle)
Lineage: Eukaryota; Metazoa; Chordata; Testudines; Emydidae
Gene: ERAP1
Product: endoplasmic reticulum aminopeptidase 1
Exons: 18
Coding region: 1-2856 (951 amino acids)
Biological process (GO): peptide catabolic process; proteolysis
Cellular component (GO): cytoplasm
Molecular function (GO): peptide binding; metalloaminopeptidase activity; zinc ion binding
Source: RefSeq, a predicted model, not a curated record
AUGGCAGCUUUAUUCUCUACUCUGCCAUUUGCAGAUAAAUCCUCUUUCGUGAUGAUGAUGAUGAUGAUGAUAGGUGUUUUAAAUGUUGCAGUUUCUGUGAAUAAUGACCACAAUAGCAAGAACAGGGAGACAGCUGAUGUAGUGUCUGGCAAUGGAAGCAAACCGUUUCCGUGGGAUAAAAUGAGGCUUCCCAAGCAUGUCAUCCCAGUGCAUUAUGAUCUUCUCCUCCAUCCUAAUCUUACGACUCUAACUUUUACUGGAUUUGCCAGAAUAGAGAUUACAGUAAACCAACAAACUAGUUCAGUCAUCCUGCACAGCAAACACCUGCAAAUUACCAGGGCUACCAUCCAAAGGAGAAUGGGAAAUAGUCACACGGAAAAAGAAGUGAUGGUUUUGGAAUACCCACCAUUUGAGCAGAUUGCCCUCCUGGCAGCUUUUCCACUGCAUGUUGGACAAAACUACACUGUUAGCAUUGAAUAUUCUGCAAAUCUGUCAGAGAGUUUCCACGGCUUUUAUAAAAGCACCUAUAGAACCCAGGAAGGAGAAGUGAGGGUACUUGCAUCAACACAGUUUGAGCCAACAGCUGCUCGCAUGGCUUUCCCAUGUUUUGAUGAACCAUCCUUCAAAGCCAGAUUUUCCAUUAAGAUUAGGAGAGAACCAAAGCACCUUGCACUAUCUAAUAUGCCAAUAGUGAAAUCUGUGAAUGUUGCUAAUUGGCUAGUUGAAGACCAUUUUGAUGUUAGUGUAAAGAUGAGCACUUAUCUAGUGGCCUUUAUUGUUUCGGAUUUUAAAUCAGUCAGCAAGAUGACCACCAGUGGAAUUAAGAUAUCGGUAUAUACUGUACCAGACAAGAUCAACCAAGCUGAUUAUGCCUUGGAUGCAGCAGUGAAACUUUUAGACUUCUAUGAGAAUUACUUCAGCAUUCCAUAUCCCUUACCCAAACAAGAUCUAGCUGCUAUUCCUGAUUUUCAAUCUGGAGCUAUGGAAAACUGGGGACUGACCACAUACAGGGAAUCUUCUUUGCUAUAUGACCCUAAAAAGUCCUCGGCGUCGGCUAAACUUUGGAUUACUAUGAUAAUAGCCCAUGAGCUGGCUCAUCAGUGGUUUGGAAACCUAGUUACCAUGGAAUGGUGGAAUGAUCUUUGGCUAAAUGAAGGAUUUGCAAAGUUUAUGGAGUAUGUGUCAGUCAGUAUUACUCAUCCAGAUCUGAAAGUUGAAGAUUAUUUUUUAGGCAAGUGUUUUGAUGCCAUGGAAGUGGAUGCAUUAAAUUCCUCACAUCCUGUGUCUACUCCUGUGGAAGAUCCAGCUCAAAUUCAAGAAAUGUUCGAUGAUGUUUCCUAUGAAAAGGGAGCUUGUAUUCUAAAUAUGUUAAGGGAUUACUUGAAUGCAGAUGUGUUUAAAGCUGGUCUUGUACAAUAUCUGCGGAAGUACAGCUAUCAGAAUACAAAAAAUGAAGAUCUAUGGAACAGUCUGGCACAUACUUGUCCUGCGGGUGAUACCCAGGAAAGCCAACUACAAGGUGAUGGCUUUUGCACCAGAAACCAACAAACAUCUUCAAGUGCACGCUGGACCAGGAGAGAGAUUCUUGAUGUGACGACAAUGAUGAACACUUGGACAUUACAAAAGGGUUUUCCACUAGUAACUGUCACAGUAAAAGGAAAGAAUGUCCAUCUGCAUCAAGAGCACUAUAUGAAGGGAUCAGAUUCUUCUCCAUCAACAGGGUACUUGUGGCAUGUUCCAUUAACGUACAUUACUAGUAAAUCUGACACUGUGCAAAGAUUUUUGCUGACAACUAAAACAGAUGUCCUCAUCCUCCCAGAAGAGGUAGAAUGGAUAAAAUUCAAUGUGGGAAUGAAUGGUUAUUACAUUGUGCACUAUGAAGAUGAUGGAUGGGAUGCUCUGAUUAGCCUUUUAAAAGAAAACCAUACAGCAAUUAGCAGCAAUGAUAGAGCGAGUCUCAUUAACAAUGUAUUCCAGAUUGUGAGUAUUGGAAAACUAUCAAUUUCUAAAGCUCUUGAUUUAUCUUUGUAUUUGAAACAUGAAUCCCAAAUUAUGCCUGUAUUCCAAGGUAUGAAUGAGCUGAUUCCUAUGUACAAGCUCAUGGAGAAAAGGGACAUGGAUGAUGUAGAAAAUCAGUUAAAGGGGUACAUAGUCAAUCUGUUUAAAGACCUAAUUGACAAACAGUCCUGGAAUGAUGAGGGCUCAGUGUCUGAGAGAAUGCUUCGCAGUUCCCUACUCCUGUUUGCGUGUGCGCGCAAGUACCAGCCGUGUGUGGACAAAGCAGAAGAAUAUUUUAUGAAAUGGAAGGAAUCCAAUGGAACUUUACGUUUGCCCAAUGAUGUUAAAACUGCAGUAUAUGCUGUUGGAGCCCAGACAAUCGAAGGUUGGGACUUCCUUUUUAGUAAAUACAGGCUGCCUUGGUUCAACACUGAGAGAAAUCAGAUUGAAGUUGCUCUCAGUAUUAGCAGAAAUAAGGACAAACUUCAGUGGAUAAUGGAUCAAAGUUUGCUUGGUGAUGUAGUAAAAACCCAGGAUCUUCCACAUAUCAUUGUGUUUGUUGCUAAAAACCCUUCUGGCUAUCAUCUAGCAUGGAAAUUUUUGAAGGAAAACUGGAAUAAACUUGUACAAAAGUUUGAACUUGGCUCACCUUCUAUAGCCCACAUGGUAAUCGGAGUGACAAAUCAAUAUUCUACAAGGGAACACCUUGCAGAGGUGAAAGAAUUCUUCAAUUCCCUGGAGGAAAAAAGUUCACAGCUCCGCUGUGUCCAACAAGCUGUAGAAACCAUUGAAGAAAAUAUACGAUGGAUGGACAUAAACUUUGAAAAAAUCAAAAUAUGGCUACAAAAUAACAUGUGA